Messenger RNA from Tympanuchus pallidicinctus (lesser prairie-chicken), 681 nucleotides. RefSeq names its product NADH:ubiquinone oxidoreductase subunit B9 (gene NDUFB9). The transcript has 4 exons. Gene Ontology annotation, biological process: mitochondrial electron transport, NADH to ubiquinone. NCBI's taxonomy places the organism in Eukaryota, Metazoa, Chordata, Aves, Galliformes, Phasianidae. The record is from RefSeq and is a predicted model, not a curated record. Bases 50 to 574 code for a protein of 174 amino acids.
UGCGCAGUGCCGUACCGUCCUUCCCGUCAGCCCCGCGGGUCGGCGAGACAUGGCGGCCUACCUGACGCACCAGCAGAAGGUGCUGCGGCUGUACAAGAAGUCCCUGCGGCACUUGGAGUCCUGGUGCAUCCAUCGGGACAAGUACCGCUACUUCGCCGUCCUGCUGAGGGACCGCUUCGAUAAGAACAAGGAUGUGAAGGACAUGGUGAAGGCAACCGAGCUGCUGAGGGCGGGAGAGGAGGAGUUCUGGGCCAACCAGCACCCCCAGCCCUACAUCUUCCCCGACUCGCCCGGCGGCACGUCCUAUGAGAGAUAUGAGUGCUACAAGCUUCCUGAGUGGUGCUUGGAUUACUGGCAUCCUUCUGAGAAAGCGAUGUAUCCUGAUUACUUUGCCAAGAGAGAGCAGUGGAAGAAGCUGCAGCGGGAAAGCUGGGAGAAAGAGGUGAAGCAAUUAGAAGAAGAAACUCCAGCUGAUGGCCCGAAAACUGAAGCUUUGCCUCCUGCUCGCAAGGACGGGCAUCUGCCACCACUGUGGUGGCAUUAUGUGACAAGACCCCGUGAAAUUCCCAUGUGAAAGCAUUACUGCAUGCAGCCAUUGAAGUGAUAGAUCUCCAGUAGGCAGAAGGUGUGCCAGUGAACAUAUUACUGUAAUGCAUAAUAAAGCCAACUGAAGUGAAACAA